Molecule: messenger RNA, 2719 nt
Organism: Gorilla gorilla gorilla (western lowland gorilla)
Lineage: Eukaryota; Metazoa; Chordata; Mammalia; Primates; Hominidae
Gene: MRPL15
Product: mitochondrial ribosomal protein L15
Exons: 6
Coding region: 1647-2537 (296 amino acids)
Biological process (GO): translation
Cellular component (GO): mitochondrial large ribosomal subunit
Molecular function (GO): structural constituent of ribosome
Source: RefSeq, a predicted model, not a curated record
UUUUUUUUUUUUUUUUUUUUUUCCAGACAGAGUUUUGCUCUUGUGGCCCAGGCUGGAGUGCAAUGGCGCGAUCUUGGCUCACCACAACCUCCGCCUCCGGGGUUCAAGCGAUUCUCCUGCCUCAGCCUCCUGAGUAGCUGGGAUUACAGGCAUGCACUACCACUCCCAGCUAAUUUUGUAUUUUUAUUAGAGAUGGGGUUUCUCCAUGUUGGUCAGGCUGGUCUCGAACUCCCAGCCUCAGGUGAUCCGCCUGCCUUAGCUUCCCAAAGUGCUGGGAUUACAGGCGUGAGCCACUGCGCCCGGCUUCAUUGUUAUUAUGUAAUGUAUUCAGCAAGAGGUGGAGGUUGCAGUGAGCUGAGAUUGAACCAUUGCACUCUAGCCUAAGCAACAGAGCGAGACUCUGUCUCAAAAUAAUAAUAAUAAUAAUUCACUUUUGGAAACUGUUCCCUACUAGAUUUCAAACAACUUGGGAAUGAAAUCCUAUUUGAGUUCAUCCAUGUGUAUUUCCAACAAGUUCAGUGUCUUACUUAUAAAUAGUACUUGAAGGAAUGAAUACGACUUUUUCUUUAUGUAGUUAUUUUACACUUGAUUUAAAGGAACUUAAAAAAGACGCAGUUAAACCUAGAGACAGACGCCCUCCAAAAAUUGUCUCACCUUCAUUAUUUGUGAUUACUAGUUAGAACUAGCAGAAAAAACUCCCCAGCAAGUGAAAUGUCAAACCAUUACUAAAAGAAAGAAAAAGAAAGGAACAGUCUUUUCUAUAUUUAACUCACUUGAGAGAAAAAAGAAGAGCUGGUAUUUUUCGAGUAAUAAUGUUCGUAUUUUGUGAUGCAGAUACUCAAUUUUACAUUCUAAAAAUACUUUUAUAGUAGGAAGCAGUGUACGUUUGAAUCCUGGCUCUGCCGCUUGUUGCAAGAAGUUGGUCAAGCUAUCGGACCUUGCUAAGCCCUCCCUGUUGUAACUGUAAAAUGUAGUAACACCAUUUACCUCUAGAAUGGCUGUAAAUCGAGUAAGGCUUAUUUAAUACAGCGUCUGGCAUACACCAGGCGUUCAGUAUGGCGCCAGUCAUUAACAAUAGGUGGUUACUAACUGCGAUUCACUCAAAACAAUACAGAUGCACACGGAUGAGAGUUUACACUUCGAGUCUUAUUCAAAGAUUGGUUAUUAGCCAGGCAUUUUGAUAGGUGCACUGUUUUAUUUUCGUACCUCACGGUGUAUAAUUACGCAAGCUCAAAAGCUAAUAAUUGACAGCUCACUUUGCUUUACUCUGGGUUCUGCAUUGACCUCAGAGAAGACACGGCCCAGACAAACAGGCAAGGCCCAACACUGACUCAAAAAAGAUCCUUUAUUUAACGCAGUGUUUUUAGUGCAUGCUCUUGUUUGGCGAAAGAGAAGGUUUUACGUUCAGAAUAUUAAAAGGGACCCCGAGGACAAAGCAGGAUCUCGGAAAAUAAGAUCACAUCCCCAAAGAACUAAAAGGACAACCGAGAAAAGGUUGCAGACUCCCACGCCUCUGCCCGAGUCCCGGGCUUGCGCGCGCGGCUGCAGCGCGACAGGGGCGGGGCCACGGCCACAAAGCAGCCCCCGAGACCACGUGGCCUCCGAGCAGCUCAGGGCGCCCUUGAAAGUUCUUGGAUCUGCGGGUUAUGGCCGGUCCAUUGCAGGGCGGUGGGGCCCGGGCCCUGGACCUACUCCGGGGCCUGCCGCGUGUGAGCCUGGCCAACUUAAAGCCGAAUCCCGGCUCCAAGAAACCGGAGAGAAGACCAAGAGGUCGGAGAAGAGGUAGAAAAUGUGGCAGAGGCCAUAAAGGAGAAAGGCAAAGAGGAACCCGGCCCCGCUUGGGCUUUGAGGGAGGCCAGACUCCAUUUUACAUCCGAAUCCCAAAAUACGGGUUUAACGAAGGACAUAGUUUCAGACGCCAGUAUAAGCCUUUGAGUCUCAAUAGACUGCAGUAUCUUAUUGAUUUGGGUCGUGUUGAUCCUAGUCAACCUAUUGACUUAACCCAGCUUGUCAAUGGGAGAGGUGUGACCAUCCAGCCACUUAAAAGGGAUUAUGGUGUCCAGCUGGUUGAGGAGGGUGCUGACACCUUUACGGCGAAAGUUAAUAUUGAAGUACAGUUGGCUUCAGAACUAGCUAUUGCUGCCAUUGAAAAAAAUGGUGGUGUUGUUACUACAGCCUUCUAUGAUCCAAGAAGUCUGGACAUUGUAUGCAAACCUGUUCCAUUCUUUCUUCGUGGACAACCCAUUCCAAAAAGAAUGCUUCCACCAGAAGAACUGGUACCAUAUUACACUGAUGCAAAGAACCGUGGGUACCUGGCGGAUCCUGCCAAAUUUCCUGAAGCACGACUUGAACUCGCCAGGAAGUAUGGUUAUAUCUUACCUGAUAUCACUAAAGAUGAACUCUUCAAAAUGCUCUGUACUAGGAAGGAUCCAAGGCAGAUUUUCUUUGGUCUUGCUCCAGGAUGGGUGGUGAAUAUGGCCGAUAAGAAAAUCCUAAAACCUACAGAUGAAAAUCUCCUUAAGUAUUAUACCUCAUGAAUUCCCGUCCAAGGAAGCAGAGUUGUUAAAGAGUACUGGAAUAGGAGCUGAAGGAUCUAUAUUCCCUCAUUGCAUUUUCCUUAUGUAUAAUUUUCCAGAUGGUGAUGUUACUUUUCAGUGUACUCAUAUGUCUCAUUUUCAUCUAAAAUUAAAUGGCAGGAAACAAGGACUGCAUAGAGAAA